AUGGACUUCGGCUGCCCCACCCUCUCCGGCUGUUCCCCAUCCUCUGCGCUUCUCUAUCAGGACGUGAAGAUCUUCCGAGCCCUGAUCCUGGGGGAGCUGGAGAAGGGGCAGAGCCAGUUCCAAGCCCUCUGCUUUGUCACACGGCUGCACCACAAUGAGAUCAUCCCCAGCGAGGCCAUGGCCAAGCUUCGACAGAAAAACCCACGGGCCGUGCGGCAAGCUGAGGAGACACGGGGCCCAGAGCACCUGCACAUGGACAUCGCGGUCAACUUCAGCCUGGGGGGCCUGCUGAGCCCCCAUCUCCGCAACGUGUGUGCCGAGGCUGUGGACGCCAUCUACACACGCCAGGAGGACGUCGAGUUCUGGCUGCAGCAAGGUGUGGACAACUCGGUGUUCGAAACUCUGCCCAAGGCCACGGAGCAGUUGGCGCUGCCUCGCUGCAGGCAGAUGGGGGACCGCGGGAAGCCCUGUCUCUGCCGCUAUGGCCUGAGCCUGGCCUGGUACCCCUGUAUGCUCAAGUACUGUCACAGCCGCGACCGGCCGGCGCCCUACAAAUGUGGCAUCCGCAGUUGCCGGCAGAACUACAGCUUUGACUUCUACGUGCCCCAGAGGCAGCUGUGUCUCUGGGAUGAGGACCCCUAGCGCGUGGAGUGAGAGAUGGGUCCUGAGGUGACCUCCCUGGGCCCGCUGGCCCUCCCCAGCAAGGGGUGACAACCCCCUGUGAAGCCUCAUGUCCCUUCCCUUCCCCUAAUCCCGGAGCCUCUGGCCCGAUCACACGUGACUGUGAAAUGGGUGUGGCACGGCAGGGGUUAAGUCUUGAAGACACCCCCACUCCCACUCUGUGCCUUCCUUGGGGUACAGAGGGAGAAGUUUCUCCAAACUUGCACCCUUUCCCUGCCUCAUCUCCCCUGAAGUAUUUUUCAAGCGACCGAAAUGUGAUGGCCUGUGAUUCUUCUAUUUAACGCUUAGGCAGUCUAGACCCUGAAAGGAGUCUAUGCCCUCUGUACCCACCUCCCCACUCACCCCUCCCCCUACUGUGGACUGAGCCGCCCCUCUGCACCCAGCAAGGGGCGGGGGGUUGCCACAGAGGGGACUGUUGGGGUCGGAUGCCCGAGCCCCAUCCCUGGCCACAAAGCCUUCUCCUCUCUGCUGGCCUCCAAGGCCAUGCCUGGGCAGAGAGGACCGCCCAGCCCUGAGAUGCCAACGGUGCCUUUCCCCAGACCAGGACUCGCCUCCAGAGCAGCGCCAGCUACCCCCGCCCCACACAGACGUAUUUUUGUAAGGUUCUGCGGCAGAGAGGAAGGGAGCAUGAAGUAUAAAGAAAACUUGAAUUCCAGAUUUUUAAUGCAAAGUAUUUAUCAUUUGUACCAGAAAUAAAAGUUUUAAGU
Molecule: messenger RNA, 1388 nt
Organism: Condylura cristata (star-nosed mole)
Lineage: Eukaryota; Metazoa; Chordata; Mammalia; Eulipotyphla; Talpidae
Gene: OAF
Product: OAF homolog (Drosophila)
Exons: 4
Coding region: 1-642 (213 amino acids)
Source: RefSeq, a predicted model, not a curated record